Molecule: messenger RNA, 1911 nt
Organism: Rhododendron vialii
Lineage: Eukaryota; Viridiplantae; Streptophyta; Magnoliopsida; Ericales; Ericaceae
Exons: 2
Coding region: 1142-1612 (156 amino acids)
Molecular function (GO): zinc ion binding
Source: RefSeq, a predicted model, not a curated record
UGGCUUCUCCUUCAAGCCUCUCUCUCUCUCUCUUCUAUAUAUAGAGUGUUUAUAUAUCCAGUCGGGUGAAUGGUGAUUUCCGCAGAGUAAGUAGCGCGAUCUUUAUCCAAUUUGGCUUUCAGCGGACCUGCCCUGUUCUACAGUUGUUAUAAAGCACCAGGUCGAUUCUUUCUUUUCUGCUAUUUUCAUACAUAUUUCGCAGUCCGACCGACUAAUCUUGUGACUCGAACCCACCGCCCACUCGCGGAAAAUUCAAUUAAAGUUGGGAGCAAAGCUCCGUGUGAAUUGACCCGAAAUGACCCGAAAGAUAAGUUUCGAACUUAAAACCUUAGAAAGGAUCAAAUCCCAAAGUCUUGAUUACAAGACCAACCUUGGGUUUUCUCAUAUUGUACCAAAUGAAAAUUUUAUGUCUAUGAAAGUUGUUAAGGAAAUAGAAUCCUACAUUGCUUGGGAGUAAAAUGGGUGAUCACUUAAUAAUAUCUGGGACCUCUCCAUUCAUUGCCAAUUGGCUUUGAGAUGGAUAUAAAGUUUCCACAAUAUCGCUUUUUUUGUUAUUAUGGAAUAUGUGUCACUUAGGUUAGCUGAUCGAUGUAGCAUAAAAGCAUCUGUGGGGCUACUAGGCUAGAGAAGGGUCUACGUAUUUACUCGUAGGCGCUUAAAUUCUUGAGUAUCUUUUAUGUUGCUAGUAAUGCAAGUGAAUGUGCUUCAGUUGAUGUAUAGCAGGUGUCCAUGGUUUCGAUCUUGAGUCCUCAAAAGAGGGUAAACCCUAGUCCACAGGCUUUGACUACCAGGCAAUCCCUUGGAGUUAUGGUUAUUGGUUUUCAAUAUUCUGAUCAUUGAAAUUGCUGAUGACAAAAGCGAAUUAUUCGAUAGGGUUAGAGUUCCCCCGUGCUCAGGUAAUAGGUCGGGACAUAUCUGAGAAAGACAGUGAACUCAAUUCAUUUUCAAGUGACCAGUUUUUUGUUGGUGCUGCUCGGUUGUUUGAUGUCUCGAUGAUCAAUUGCAACAAAUAUUUUUGGUGUCUAGAUUUCAAUUUACUCAUGGAACAUGAGAUAUAUUGAAAUCGAGAAUGUGACUGUCAAUUCGCUUCAAAUUCUCACAGAAGAAUGUCCCAUCAUGAGCAGGACUUGUGUUGUAGAUUAUGGAUUCCCCUGAAGAUUCACAACUCACGUGUUCGUGUGGGCUUUCUGCAAAAUUAAGAACAUCAAAGACCCACAGAAACCCUUACAGGAUGUUCUACAGUUGUCCCAAGUAUCCAAAUAACCAAUGCGAGUUCUUCCAAUGGUGUGACGAACCACUUCUGACUGGUGACAAACAUUUGGAUGAGCUAAAUCUGAUUGGUAGUGAGUGCAUACGAUUACAAGACAGGGUCGAUGAUAUGCAACAAGAAUGGGAUAAUGAAAGGGCUGACUGGAACAGGGAAAGAACGGAGCUAAAAUUAGAAUUAUCAACCGUGAAAGCUGAGCUCGACAAAAUAAAGUACGAAAUCAAGCUUGUGAAUGAGUCCGUUGAAAUGCCCCCACUGGACGAGUCCGUUGAAAUGCCCCCACUGGACAAAUUAUCCAAAGAAGACGAGGAGGAAGACGAUGCUCUGGUCAUACAAACGAUAUAGAAGGCACGAAAAAAAGAUUAUGCAACAAAUGACACAGCUUUUGCAAUUCUGCAUUUUGCUUCUUCUUGUUAUCUCCGUGGCUCUUAAACGUGAUACUAGCUAUCGUAGUUUGUAAAUCAGAUUCAGAGCCUUCGCUAACGUUCUCUUUGGGCUAUUUUGAGUUGGUAUUGUACACAGAGCUGACAGAGAUGAAGCAAUAGUUUCCUGUAAAGAACCUUAUAGGUCUUUUUGGCUUUGUAAUCCAAUCUGUACGGAGAUAUGUGACAAAUUAUAUCUAUAGACUUGAUUAUCCUUCCAUA